This is a messenger RNA of Caenorhabditis angaria, 1279 nucleotides long. The record is from the annotation of a GenBank genome assembly. Lineage: Eukaryota; Metazoa; Nematoda; Chromadorea; Rhabditida; Rhabditidae.
AUGGAAUCACAAAAUAAUCCAGCUACUGAUCCUUUGCUCUUCUGGUUUAAUGGAGGACCUGGUUGUUCUUCAUUAAUGGGAGCAGUUUCGGAAAUUGGACCAUUUUUCCUAAAUCAAGAUGGUGAAACUUUCCAAAAAAAUGAGUAUUCGUGGAAUAAAAACGCAUCGAUUGUUUUUAUCGAGUCUCCAGCGGCUGUUGGAUACUCUUACACUACAAAUGAUCAUUUUCAAACUGAUGAUUAUCUAAAUUCUCUGGAUAAUUAUCAAGCUAUCAAAGAGUUUUUUAUUGUAAGUGGUACUUAUUAAAACUUUAAAAAUAAGUAAAUUGAAAUACAUAGGAACAUCCAAGUUUCCGAAAUCAUUCACUAUUUCUUACCGGCGAAUCAUAUGGUGGAAUAUAUUUGCCAAUGCUGGCUGAGAGAAUAAUUGAUGGGCAACACGAUUAUCCAAUCAAUCUUCAAGGAGUCGCUAUUGGAAAUGGAAUAGUUGAUUGGGACUUAGAACGUGUAACUAUCAUUGAAUAUUUAUAUGGGCAUGGAUUUAUUGGCGAUUCAGAAUGGAAAAAGCACAAAUCUUGUUUGUUGAAUAACGAAGUUGAAGUAUGCUCAGGGAUGUUUCAUUUAUUAAGGCCUUAUGAAAACACAAUUGAUCCUUAUGACAUCUCCUGCGAUCCAACGGACCAAAUAAAAACUCCGAAUAAUCCUAUCGUUGCCAUGAUGUCUUUGAAAACCCGAUUCAAAAAACAAAUACGCGUUGAAAAAAGAAAGCAACACUAAUGAAACAAUAGUUUCCGCGUGUAUUAAUUAUGUUACGCCGUUGGAAAAUUAUUUCAAUAAACAAGAAGUUAGAGAAGCUCUCCACAUUUCCUCAAACUCUGGGAUCUGGGAAACUUGUUCACAAUCGAUCAAAUACAAUAUGUCACACAAUUCAGUUUAUGAACAGGUGAAGAAAAUGGUGUCUAAUAAUGUUCGCACUCUACUUUAUUAUGGUGACAUGGACACUAUUUGCAAUUUUCUAAUGGGUCAACAGUUUUCCGCGAAUCUUGGAUUACCGGUAUACAUGAUUUUUUUCAAAAAAAAUAUGUCAUUGUUUUUUUUUAUUUCAGUUGAUCGAGGAUAAGAAAGAAUGGCUGUAUAAAAGUCUAAAUGGUGGUUCAAAAACUGAGUACAAAAAUUUGACAUUUUUGACGAUUCGUGGAGCUGGUCAUAUGGCGCCUCGAAAUAAACCUGCAAAAAUGCUCCAUGUUAUUCAAAAUUUCAUUGCAAACACGGAAAUUUGA